AUGUCAGAAUCAGAUUACAUGACUCAAUUUUGUACGGCGCUCGCCGAAAAAGCGUCACGCGAUCCAGGCCUCCCAGUCUCCAAUCCAACAUCAGCAUACUGGCAAUCUGAACCCCAUGAACUAGCAAAUCACCAAUCGACCCAGCUCCUAUCAACCGUCGAUAUAGCAAUCAUCGGCUCGGGAAUGACUGGUAUUAGUUCAGCAUAUCAUUUACUCCAGACCAGACCGGAUCUUCGAGUCACGAUCCUCGAAGCACGGAGUUUGACUUCUGGUGCUACGGGGCGGAAUGGGGGUCAUUGUAAAGAGGAUCCGUAUGAUGAUUAUGAGGAUUUGAAGGAGUUGUACGGUAAAGAAGGCGCCAAGAAGGUUUUGAGAUUUCGGCUGGCGCAGUUAGAUGCUUUGGUGGAGUUGGUUGGGAAGUUGGGGUCUGAUGCGGAGAAAUUGAGCUGUUUACGACGUGUGGAUGGCCUGGAUGUCUUUUAUGAUCAGGAAGCGUUUGAUCGUGUAAAGGAGAAGGUGAAGAAUUACUUAGAGGAUUUUCCGGAGGAGAAGGAUGCUUGGCUUAUACAUGAGGGGGAUGAUAUCGACGAGACAUUCGGCACGAUAAAUGCAGUGGGAUGCAUCACCGGUCCAGCUGGUGCUAUGUGGCCAUACAAGCUUGUCGGAGCAGUUACAACGCACAUCUCAAAUCAAGAACUAUACCCUCAUCUAUCCAUCGAGACACAUACUCCGGUCGAGAAGAUAAUAAAGACAGAUGACGAUUCCAAUCACCCUUUUAUCAUUACAACCCCUCGAGGUAAUAUCAAAGCUACACAUAUCAUCCACUGCACAAACGCAUACGCCGCUCAUCUCCUCCCAGGCUUACAAGGAAAGUUAUACCCUAUUCGGGGACAAAUGACACGACAAGUCGCACCCGGGGGGUUCCCACGAUUAGGAGAUCGUCGGUCAUGGAUUUUGCAUUACGAUUUCGGAUACGAUUAUGUCACGCAAGUUCCACCACUUUCUUCGUCAUCAUCGACAAACGAUAUCUAUCUCGGCGGUGGCUUUCUCAAAGCUCUUGUUACAGGUCAGGUAUCCGUCGAAGAUGCCGAUGUAGGUAGUACGCAAGACGACUUACAGAAUCCUGCAGCAUUGGCCAAUCUCGAACAUACCGUGGAGAAGAGAUUACUUCACGGAAAAGGGACCAGAAUUGUUGACAAAUGGACUGGUGUGAUGGGUUUUACGAUUGAUAAUAAUCCCAUUGUCGGGAAAGUUCCGUAUGAGAUAUCUCAUAGAGCGCCGGCAGAUGGUCCAACAGAAGAAGGGAGGGAAUGGAUAGCGGCUGGUUUCUGUGGGAAUGGGAUGGUGAAUUGCUGGCUUAGUGGAAAAGGGAUUGCGGAAAUGGUUUUGAAUGGAGAGCAUUCUGUCAGGGGGUGGUUUCCGGUCGAUGAAUAUGCGUGUUCACCUGAACGAUUGGGAAGGAUGACGUUGGUUGAUAGGUUUUUGGAGUUUAUCAAGGACGCUGUUUGA
Messenger RNA from Talaromyces stipitatus ATCC 10500, 1509 nucleotides. RefSeq lists its product as uncharacterized. Gene Ontology annotation, cellular component: cytoplasm. NCBI's taxonomy places the organism in Eukaryota, Fungi, Ascomycota, Eurotiomycetes, Eurotiales, Trichocomaceae. The record is from RefSeq and is a predicted model, not a curated record. The transcript is spliced from 2 exons. The coding region runs from base 1 to 1509 and encodes 502 amino acids. Gene Ontology annotation, molecular function: oxidoreductase activity.